GCUAAGCUGUCAAGUGAAAGGAACAAAAGUAGAACAAGGAAGGCCAAGCUUGGCCUGUGCUCAUAGCAAAACAGCUCUUUUUUGCAAGUUUGUAAGGAGAUGAAAUUCACUUGCAAGAACAACUUUAUUUAUAAGCCUGUUCUGCUUCUGUUAUGUUUAACCUUCUUCGAUGCUUGUAUCUCCAUGGCGUCUCAUGUUAUUUCCGCAGGCCAAUCUCUUUCUGGGAACCAGACAAUUACCUCUCCAAGUGGCAUUUUUGAGCUGGGUUUCUUCACACCAGGUAACUCUCAAAACUAUUAUAUUGGGAUAUGGUACAAAAAACUACCCCCUCAAACAGUAGUUUGGGUGGCAAACAGAUACCAACCUGUUUCUGAUACAUCGUCUUCAACAUUGCAACUUUUCCAAAAUGGAAACUUAACCCUACUGGGCCAAUCCAAAGCUGAAAUUUGGUCAACUCAUUCUAUGUCAGCGGUUUCUCAUUCCACCGUAGCAAUGCUACUUGACAAUGGGAACUUUGUCAUAACAGAUGCAUUUAAUUCAUCUGUUGUUAUAUGGCAGAGUUUUGAUCACCCAACUGAUACUUGGCUUCCAGGAGGGAAGCUUGGACAUAAUAAGCUUACAAAAGAAAAACUAAGUCUUACUCCAUGGAGAAGCCCACAAAAUCCAGCACCAGGCCUCUUUUCUUUUGAGCUAGAACAAAAUGGAACAACAUAUAACGAUACCUUUAUUAGAUUCAUGCUAGAAAUUACUGGUCAAAUCAAGUUUUAUGUCUGGGGGAAGGGCUUCACACAAUGGACUCUAAUCUGGAUGCGACCAAUUGAGCAAUGCGAUGCUUAUGCUACCUGUGGUGCUUUUAGUAUCUGUAACCAGCAGAAUGCUUCUCUCUGUGGUUGCCUGCCUGGAUUUGAACCCAAAGUCCCGAAAGUUUGGAAAUUAAAAGAUCACUCAAAUGGCUGUCUGAGGAAAACUCCUUUACAGUGCAAUGAUGUCCGAAAUUCCACAUUUCUGGUGAUGCAUGAUGUUCUCCAUCCUGUGAAUUCUGAGUCUUUGACAGUUGAGAACAUUGAAAAAUGUAGAUUAGCAUGUUUAAGAAAUUGUUCGUGCACUGCUUUUGCUUAUGAUAAUCAGUGUCUGAUUUGGAAAGGAGAUCUGCUCAAUGUAAAGCUACUACCAUCUGAAGGUAAGGUAGGAAAAGAUUGGCAUCUCCGAGUUGCAGCAUCUGACAAUGAGUAUCAAAAGAUAGGGUCUACCAUUAAGAUAAAGAGGAAGACUACUUGGAUUGUAAUUGGUGUACUUUUAGGUUUCACCUUUAUCUUGACAAUUGUCAUGAUAUUAGUCAGAAGGAGACAGUCGGAAGGAGCAUUGGAGACAGUUGAUGAUUCUUUAGUGUUGUUCAAGUAUAGAGAUUUAAGAAGAGCAACAAAGAACUUCUCAGAAAAACUUGGGGAAGGAGCUUUCGGUUCUGUCUUCAAGGGGGUAUUGCCUGAUUCAACUGCCAUAGCAGUGAAGGAACUUAAAAGUCUGAACCAGGGAGAGAAGCAAUUCCGCAAUGAAGUGAGAACUAUUGGUUCAAUCCAACACAUUAACCUUGUUCGUCUCUGGGGAUUUUGUGCAGAAGCUUCAAAAAGAAUUUUAGUCUAUGAUUACAUGCCGAAUGGUUCUCUUCAAUCUCUCUUGUUUCAAAAGAAUGCGAUAAUCCUAGAUUGGAAGGCCAGAUAUCAUAUUGCAAUUGGCGCUGCCAGAGGAUUGGCUUAUCUCCAUGAGGAUUGUAGAGAGUGUAUCAUACACUGUGACAUUAAGCCUGAGAACAUUCUGUUGGAUGCAGAAUACAGCCCGAAACUGGGAGAUUUUGGUCUUGCAAAACUCAUAGGCAGACAAAAUAGUCGGGUUCUAACAACCAUGAGAGGAACUGUAGGCUAUCUAGCACCAGAAUGGUUUUCAGGUGAAGCCAUCACACCCAAAGCUGAUGUCUUUAGCUAUGGCAUGUUGCUGAUUGAGAUUAUAUCAGGAAGAAGAAAUAGACAAGGGUUAGAUGAGGGAUUAGAGAGUUUCUUUCCAAUCCAGGUUACAAAUAUAGUAACCAAAGGAGAAGAUGUUGUUACCUUGUUAGAUUACAGAUUGGAAGGGCAAGCAGACAAGGAUGAACUCACCCGGGCAUGCAAAGUCGCUUGUUGGUGCAUUCAAGAUGAUGAGAAGGAUAGGCCAAAAAUGAGGAAGGUUGUUCAAAUUCUUCAGGGAGUUUCAGAUGUUGGUAUACCUCCAAUCCCACAGUUCCUCCAGCGCCUUAAUGAGAAUCCAAUAGAAGCCACCAGUAGCCAGGAGACAAUUUGCACUUCAGAUUCAUCGGCAUGAUCUGAUGUCUUUUCUGCGUUCAAUCUAAAAUCAGCAACUAUUAUGUGGAAAUGAAUAAGAAUGCCCCUUUGGCCCUUUUGGAAAGUUCAAACCAGUAACCUCCAUACCUCCUCACGUUUUUAUUCACACCAGCUACAGAAGAUAUGUAUCAUAACAUAAAUUUUCUCAACCUCUAAUCUCGAUUGCCAGUAAAUAAAUUAUAAUGAGGAACACUGGCACUGAGAGCUUUUGUAUUAAGCAUCUGGAGAAUCCUCUUUCUCUAAUGAGGUUCACUUGAUUUAGAGUAUGUUUAUUAUUCAGUACUAGAUUGGAUCAGUA
Prunus mume (Japanese apricot) is the source of this 2670-nucleotide messenger RNA. Lineage: Eukaryota; Viridiplantae; Streptophyta; Magnoliopsida; Rosales; Rosaceae. The record is from RefSeq and is a predicted model, not a curated record.